AGCAAACCCAGAGAAGUACAGGAAAGGAAAAAAAAUAAUAAUAAAAAAAUCCUUUGAGCUCUGAGUUCCACUACUAUCCCACAUCUGUCAUGUAACAGAAGUUUUUUCAUCAGAGAAAGCAGCAUUUCAUCAAAAACAAAAGAGAUUGAUCAGAUUUCACAACUCAGUCAUGUUGGCAAAAAAGCUGGUGACUGCACAGAAGCGAGGGGAGACAAGAGCCCUGUGCCUGGGACUGGGAAUGGUUGCGUGCUCCAUGAUGAUGUACUUUUUUAUUGGGAUCACCAUUGUGCCGUUCUACACUAAAAGUGUCUGGACAACAGAAAGUGUGUGCAAGGUACUCAAAGCCAACAUCAAGGACCAAGUUCUCUGCCCAAACAGUGAAGGCUCAGAUGAUGAGGACAUCUUUCCUUAUCCCUGUCUACAGGUGUGGGUUAAUCUGACAGCCUCAGGACAAGAGGUUAUGCUCUAUCAGACUGAAGAUACGCUGGAAAGAAAUCCUAAGUGCUCGUAUGUCCCAGGCAAGUCAGAGAACUCUAAUGAAGUUCAAACACGAAUAGAAACAAUUGCAAGCAAUUUCAAAAAAUACCAGACUUUCCCAUGCUACUACGACCCAGGAGGAACACAGACCAACGUCAUUUUAAGCAGACUUUAUCCCCCGAAAGGCCUCCUCUUCGCUUUCCUUUGGCCUACACUCAUGUUUACUGGUGGAUGUCUGAUUAUUGUUCUGGUAAAAAUUAGUCAGUAUGUUUCUGUUCUUUCUGCUUGGCAGUAGAAAAUAAGUAUCUAGCACAGACUGUUGCAAGAUAUUAAAAUGCCUUUG
Messenger RNA from Athene cunicularia (burrowing owl), 820 nucleotides. It is a transcript of the gene KCNMB1, whose product is annotated as potassium calcium-activated channel subfamily M regulatory beta subunit 1. NCBI's taxonomy places the organism in Eukaryota, Metazoa, Chordata, Aves, Strigiformes, Strigidae. Bases 170 to 772 code for a protein of 200 amino acids. Gene Ontology annotation, molecular function: calcium-activated potassium channel activity; potassium channel regulator activity. Gene Ontology annotation, cellular component: membrane; voltage-gated potassium channel complex. The record is from RefSeq and is a predicted model, not a curated record. The transcript is spliced from 4 exons. Gene Ontology annotation, biological process: detection of calcium ion; potassium ion transport.